Messenger RNA from Cladophialophora carrionii CBS 160.54, 822 nucleotides. RefSeq lists its product as uncharacterized. The transcript has a single exon. The coding region runs from base 1 to 822 and encodes 273 amino acids. Lineage: Eukaryota; Fungi; Ascomycota; Eurotiomycetes; Chaetothyriales; Herpotrichiellaceae. The record is from RefSeq and is a predicted model, not a curated record.
AUGGAGAUCGGCACUCGACGAACCACGAGGACCAUUGAGUCUAUUUGUACAAUUGCUGGCACCAGAAUUCCGAGUGUACCACCGAUUCCACCUGAUUCCGUCCCUAACCUCGAGUCUAUCCGCAAGGUGUACGAUGUUGCGUUUGCUCCGGGUCUCGACCGACUGUUGGAGACAGGGCAGUCAAAAUGGUUUUCCAACCACGGUUUUCCUUUACUCUGCACGGACCGCACUCGCCUGGGCAAUAUGUUGGCGUAUCUAACGUUGGUGAGCAACCACGCAGACACACCGGUGGAGAAUGCGACCUUGGCCAGUCAAGAAGCCCGGGUCACCUGGGCCAUGCUCGAACUGUGCGUUCGACCCGAACAUGACGGCGGUGAAGAGGCAGAUCAACUGGCGCUCCGAUGCCGGGCACUUGGUGCGAUUCUGACGGGAGAAUCCUUCAGCAACCCCACGGCCUCCAUGUCGGAUUUUGUGCAUCAAGAUGAAGCUGAGCCAGAACCAAAAGAGACGACGCUCGAGAAACAGCUGGCACGGAGAUCCGAGGAAUUCUGGAAGUUGGUCGAAGCGGCAGCUGCGACGCAGUCUUCCUCUAGCCCCGGCCUGUCGGGGGCGGCGGUGCGUCGGUGUCGGUCCUUUCUCGAUGGCCUGGAGAACAGGGACAUAAUCUACAGUAUAAUGCUACUUGCGACAGGAGGAAACGGUGAUCUCACUUCGGAACGAGAACUUGCAAAGAGAUACCUGGAAACACAGGCAAAUGGACGUGCUACGAAUCAAGUAUUUGCGACUAUAUCCGGCAUGGCGUUGAGGGCGUUUGAGGCCUGA